AUGGACACUUUAGAUGAACCACUAGAUGUGCUUAAAUUUUCAAUAGCAUAACAAAUUUAUAUCAAAAUGAGAAAUAAUAUUGAACUGAAAGGAACUCUAGUCAGUUAUGACAAUCAUUUGAACAUGAUAAUCAGCAAAGCAGAAGAAACAUCAUUUUAAGAAGGAAUCAAAACUAAAAGAAAAUUAGACGCUCUCUACCUAAGAGGAGAUGGAAUCAUUUUAAUUAGUCCUUUAAAAAAAGGAAUCACUUCAUUAUGA
Paramecium octaurelia is the source of this 258-nucleotide messenger RNA. The record is from the annotation of a GenBank genome assembly. Lineage: Eukaryota; Ciliophora; Oligohymenophorea; Peniculida; Parameciidae.